UGCAAAUCCGCAGUUCCAUUGAACGCGAAGGAGAAAAUAUUCGAGGAUACAUGGAGGAUCCGACGAGGUGCACGGUGUUACAAGCUCGCAGCUGGGUAUACCUGGCUGCUCAGGUAGGUAAGUACCGUUCGUCGAGCUACCUUCGACGGCAGUCACGCCACAACCUUCGUCGCGUCAGGUGCGCACGGCUCUCCGGGACAAACGGGACUCUCCAUCGCCGGCCACCACCGUCAACGUUCUUCCUUUCUUCAUUGCUGGUCUCCAGGAGGAGUAGAAGGCGAAUAUGUGGCUGCCAAAGAUCUGUACCCUGUUGAUCUUAUUGGCCUCGACGAGAUGCGAGAAAGAGGACGACGAAGACGCUUCGACGGUGUUCAUCGAAGCGGCGAAAACCUUUUUCUCGAACAAAGACAACCUCAACGGACUCCAGGGCUUGGCCAAAGCUUUUCUCCAGUCUGAUAGCAGAGGAGAGAGCGGCGAUAUGUUCAGUUCAACGUCUAAUUUAGACAGCGUCGGCCAGAUUGUCUCAGGAAUCGGGAGCUUAUUCUCUAACGGGCAGAAUAAUCAAGGGAUCGACUUCUCGAUGCUCGGAUCUGUCCUCGACGGCGUAAUGAACUCGAAGAAAAACAGCAAAAGAACGAGCAGGAGUGUCGAAACGAAGCAACGGCCUAGCAUCGAUCUCGAAGGGAUCUUGAACGUGGGAAGCAUGUUCAUGAGUCAAAGCGGAAACUCCGACUUGGUGAUGGGCCUGUUGCCGAUGUUACUGUCAAAAUUAGGCGGAGAGAGCAACGAGAUGGACGAUACGCCCGAUAAAAUGCACGACCACUCGGGACACUCUUGGUACAUGCCGCCAAUUCUUGAAAAUUUGCACGUGAUGUGGGAUCACUUCAGUAAUUCAGAGCUGGGCCAGACGCUGUGGAGAAAGAGCGGUCUGGCAGACUUCGUCGGGCAAAUGUCCGACCCCGAGGGACGUAUUCGCUACGAGAAACUGCUGGACAGUUUCGAGAAGCCUGCUGUACGUCGUGCGUGGAUCAGAUCGUUGACCAAUUACAUCGGAGAAUGGAUCUCUCACGUCUCCGAUCCACAGAUCCAGCAACGUUACCUAAACACCGUUCAAUUCGUCGGAAACAGCUUCCUCAAGUCGCAAGGUUUCCCUAAAGCGGCAAUGUUCGACUCGAUGAGACCUGUGGAAAGUCUCUCCAGAUUAGUGAACGCAAUGGGAAAGAGGCAUUUGGGGAUGAAAAUGGACAGUUCGCAGUACAUCAAGCCGGCGGUGUCAUACGUGAAAGAAUUAAUCGCGCUGGCGUCAGAGAAAGGAUUUAUCAUGUCUCGAGUGAACGCCAGGGAAAUCAGUAACAGGCUCAGCGACAUGAUCAACAACGACAUCGUUAAUCCUAUAUUGAAGUCUUUUCGAGCGUACAAAUGGGCAAUCAAGAGGCCAGAAUGCGCGAGUCAGGUUCUGUGUACGAUAAACGAGAAGAACGAGCAAGAUAAGGAUCAGCCGCUUCUGCGAAGUGGUUUACUGAAAAUUACUAGCUUCCCCGCCGCUUGGGCCGUCAGCAAUUCGUUAGGAAGCAAUUUCUGGACUGUUUACGGGGCCAUCAUGGAGCACGACGGAUGUAUCCUAAAAUAUCCAGCCGACUGCACAGACUUUCACGAAGAGGAGGUUCGAAUCACGACGGAGAACGUUCACAGUGAACUUUGA
Habropoda laboriosa is the source of this 1702-nucleotide messenger RNA. RefSeq lists its product as uncharacterized. The transcript is spliced from 6 exons. The record is from RefSeq and is a predicted model, not a curated record. The coding region runs from base 284 to 1702 and encodes 472 amino acids. NCBI's taxonomy places the organism in Eukaryota, Metazoa, Arthropoda, Insecta, Hymenoptera, Apidae.